AUGUCUUCAUUGCAUUUUUCUGAGGAUGCUGAAUUAUUUUCGUCUCUUGUCGAACAGGUAGGUCUUGAUGGACUUAUGAUGAUAAUAGCUGUUGUAAGAAGAAUUGCUGAUUUACCAUUAAACUUACUUCCAUCAUCUACACGCACAACAACUAUUACUGAACUAGUUAAUUCCUACACUCAUCUGAAUGUACCUGAACAUAAAGUACUCAUUUUACUCAACCAAUUACAUUUACGUUCAGAUUUUAUAUCUCGUCUUACUCGAGCAAGCGAUACAUUUGAUAGUUUUAUUUCAAAUUUAAUACUCGACUUUUAUACAUCGACAAAUGGAUAUGGUGCACCAUGGUGA
This is a messenger RNA of Rotaria sordida, 348 nucleotides long. The record is from the annotation of a GenBank genome assembly. Lineage: Eukaryota; Metazoa; Rotifera; Eurotatoria; Philodinida; Philodinidae.